Messenger RNA from Aspergillus bombycis, 1614 nucleotides. Its product is annotated as sugar porter family MFS transporter. The record is from RefSeq and is a predicted model, not a curated record. NCBI's taxonomy places the organism in Eukaryota, Fungi, Ascomycota, Eurotiomycetes, Eurotiales, Aspergillaceae. Gene Ontology annotation, molecular function: carbohydrate:proton symporter activity. Gene Ontology annotation, biological process: transmembrane transport; carbohydrate transport. The transcript is spliced from 3 exons. Gene Ontology annotation, cellular component: membrane. Bases 1 to 1614 code for a protein of 537 amino acids.
AUGUCUAUCCUCUCUCUAGUCGAGGAUAGACCAACUCCCAAGGAGGUGUACAACUGGAAGGUAUACCUCCUUGCAGCCGUCGCCUCAUGCACAUCUUGUAUGAUCGGAUAUGACAGUGCCUUCAUUGGCACGACUAUAUCUCUCCAGUCAUUCAAGGAUGAGUUUGAUUGGGACUCCAUGUCUCCCGCGGACCAAGACCUAGUCAGCUCCAACAUUGUGUCUCUCUACCAGGCAGGUGCAUUCUUUGGUGCAUUCUUCGCCUACCCUAUCGGCCAUUUCUGGGGCCGAAAAUGGGGUCUGAUGUUCUCUGCUUUAAUAUUCACACUGGGCGCUGGCCUAAUGCUUGGUGUCAAUGGCGACCGUGGAUUUGGCCUACUUUACGGAGGUCGAGUACUUGCUGGCUUGGGAGUGGGAGCUGGCUCGAAUAUCACUCCUAUUUAUAUCUCCGAGUUAGCUCCACCGGCGAUCAGAGGACGGUUAGUUGGAGUUUACGAACUGGGGUGGCAAAUUGGUGGGCUUGUAGGCUUUUGGAUCUGUUACGGUGUUGAUGAGACGUUAGCCCCGAGUCAUAAGCAGUGGAUCAUCCCCUUCGCCGUCCAGCUGAUCCCAUCUGGCCUUCUUAUUAUUGGUGCCCUAUUUUUGAAAGAGUCCCCACGUUGGCUAUUCCUGCGGGGGCGUCGAGAGGAGGCAAUCAAAAACCUCUGCUGGGUUCGUCAACUCUCAGAAGACCAUGUCUACAUGAUUGAGGAAAUCGGUGCCAUUGACCAGGCCCUCGAACACCAGCGUUCUACUAUUGGUCUGGGUUUCUGGAAGCCGUUCGUUGCGGCUUGGACGAACAAGAAGAUACUGUAUCGUCUCUUCCUUGGUAGCAUGUUGUUCUUUUGGCAGAAUGGUUCAGGUAUCAACGCCAUCAACUAUUACAGUCCUACCGUUUUCAAAAGCAUUGGUGUGACGGGUUCGAACACAAGCUUAUUCACCACGGGUAUCUUCGGUGUCGUGAAGACUGUGGUGACAUUCAUCUGGCUUCUUUGGCUGAUUGACCAUGUGGGACGGCGUCUGCUCCUCCUCAUCGGUGCCGCCGGUGGCUCGGUCUGCUUGUGGAUCGUUGGGGCGUAUAUCAAGAUCGCCAAGCCUUCAGAACGAGAGAACACGCAGAUGGAUGGCGGUGGCAUUGCUGCCAUGUUCUUCUUCUACCUGUGGACUGUGUUUUAUACCCCUUCCUGGAACGGUACCCCAUGGGUUAUUAACUCGGAAAUGUUCGAUCCCAACAUUCGAUCGCUUGCGCAAGCCUGUGCGGCGGGAUCCAACUGGCUCUGGAACUUCCUCAUUUCCCGAUUCACUCCACAGAUGUUUGCCAAGAUGGACUACGGAGUGUACUUCUUUUUCGCAUCGCUCAUGAUUCUGUCCAUCAUCUUUGUGUUCUUCCUAAUUCCAGAGACGAAGGGUAUCCCGCUAGAGAGCAUGGACAGACUUUUCGAGACUAAGCCAGUUUGGCGUGCUCACGGGACUCUCCUCAAUCAAAUUCGGGAAGACGAGGAACGGUUUCGGCAUGAUUUGGAGGAUUCCGGCUUUGUUAAGAGCACCGAUAAGCAGGUGGAGGUCGUGGAUGCUUGA